Molecule: messenger RNA, 3070 nt
Organism: Sebastes umbrosus (honeycomb rockfish)
Lineage: Eukaryota; Metazoa; Chordata; Actinopteri; Perciformes; Sebastidae
Gene: rab38b
Product: RAB38b, member of RAS oncogene family
Exons: 3
Coding region: 260-913 (217 amino acids)
Biological process (GO): phagosome-lysosome fusion; endosome to lysosome transport
Cellular component (GO): Golgi apparatus; lysosome; phagocytic vesicle
Molecular function (GO): GTP binding; GTPase activity
Source: RefSeq, a predicted model, not a curated record
GCAGUAUAUUACACUGGAGACUCACAAAGCCCUGUAACAGGAACUAUACUCUACAGCGCCUUCACUUCUCAGAGGUCGGUCACAAGUUCCCGAGCAGCACAGCCCCUGUAGACACUUCCCCUCAGGGAGGGCGUUUCCUACACCGGCAAGAGGGAGACAGACACUCAGGAUCAGGGACUAAAAGCGUCAAACUGAACUUAAACCGAGUCACAAAGUUGCUGGAAAGCUGCUGCUUCGCCUGAGACACCCGACCAGUUGAAUGAGCAACCACUACUCCUCUAACGGCAGGCCGAGCCUCCGGAUGGAGCACCUGUACAAGGUGCUGGUGAUCGGAGACCUGGGCGUCGGGAAGACCUCCCUGAUCCGGCGCUACGUCCACCAGACCUACUCCACCAACUACCGGGCCACCAUCGGGGUGGACUUCGCCCUCAAGGUUCUGAACUGGGACUCUGAGACUGUCCGGCUCCAGCUGUGGGACAUUGCAGGUCAGGAGCGAUUUGGAAACAUGACGCGAGUGUACUACCGUGAAGCCAUGGGAGCCUUCAUAGUGUUCGACGUGACACGGUCCACGACCUUUGAGGCCGUCAUCAAGUGGAAAGAGGACCUGGACUCCAAACUAAUGCUGACUAACGGACAGAGCAUUGCCACUGUGCUGCUGGCUAACAAGUGCGACCAGGGCAGGGAGUUGACCAACAACGGCAUCAAAAUGGACCAGUUCUGCAAGGACCACGGCUUCGUUGGGUGGUUUGAGACUUCAGCUAAGGACAAUGUCAACAUCAGUGAAGCUGCAAACUUCCUGGUCAAGCACAUCAUGGCCACAGAGAGUGACAUCCUGAAAAGCGUAAUACCGGACACCAUCUCGCCUCAGCACGACUCCAACAGGCAGAUGAGCUGCUCUGGCUGCCUCAAAUAAUGAGAGGAGACGGAGCAGAACGGAGACACAGUAGGACAAAGAGGGACAGGCACACCACACAGUCUUCCAAGGAAAACUGAGUAACUACAGUACUGAUCCGCUUCUUUGGUUCCAAACCAGAGUUGAAGAUUUUAGGUUGCCGUGGUUUGUUUGUGUUCUCAGUGCCCGCCCAAUUACAAGAGAACCAAAACUAAAAUCGCAUGGACUAAGAAGUUGCACAUUUAUUAACAGAGUUUUGGUAACUCGUCAUACUGCGAGUUUAAAGUUCUUGGCAGACAAACAACUUCAACGCUUGUCUGUGCUCUUUGGCAUUGAUUAUUCAAAGUAUCAAACAGUCUCAACUUGCCUUUUUGGGGCUGUUCUUUUAGCUGGGAAACUGGCACUCAAACUGUUGGACCAAUCUGAACAAACGGACUAAAUGCUCCCAACAUGCUUGAUGCAACAUGCCCAAAGAUGUGCAGUAAUUACAGAAUGAAAACAGGAGUCUUGUUGUCGGUGUGAUUGUGUAGCUGUUUUCCCUAUAUUACCUUCACCCCCGCCUGCACCUAAACUCUGUGAAAAAAAACAGUGUGGCUUCCUUUACCGUUAUCCUGCAAGAGCCAAAGAAAGCAGUAUUGACUGUAAUUAUGUGAAUUUUGCACAUACAUGUUUUUUUUAUUAUGAUUUUAAGUUAUUUACAAUAUGCUUUUAUGAGUAUUGUAAUGCUGGUUAAUGUAUUGUGUUAUUCUGGGUAAAAUCCUUCCUAAAACUGAUACUGAUCUAUAUCAUAGAUAUCCUAGCAAGAACGUGUUGGGCUGCAAAGAAAGGAAGAGUUAGACACACAAACAUCCUGGAGCUUGCCUAUACAGUAUAGCUAGUCUUUUAUGGCCAGUGUGCAGUUUUAUUGGAGCAGUUCAGGUUGAAGUGAUCAAAGGUUUGUCAGACAUGUUCGUUAAAGGAAGAGAGUGAUUGUCCUUCUGUCUAAAGUUUGCUGCCACUGCAGUAUAUCUGGCUGCAACCUCCGACAGAAGUGAUUUCUGUUGUGCGUGUGUGUGUUAUUUUUCUUCAUCAGAAGAAAAGUUGUGUUGAUUGUCUGGAUUUAAAUUGGACUUUCUCAUGAGUUCACUUGCCAAAGUCUAACCCUCUGUAUCCAUGGUAACUAGAUCAUUUUUAUGGGUAUCCUCUAACAUCCGUGUGAAGCUAUUUCUCGCUGUGCUCACAACCACACAGGCACACACACACACACAAACCCAUCUCCAUCUCCAUGUCCUUGCAUCUUUUUUACCUAAUCCUUUCUCCUCUCCCACUCCAUCCUCCAUUAUUGUUUCUUAUUCUGAAAAAAUUAUCUGCCCUCUCUAAAUAUGGCUUCUUCCUGUGUCUUUCUUUGAUAUGUCCCCUGCCGCUCUUUUUCUUACUUUCUCUCUGAUGCACAUUCAGUGUGUACAGCACAUUAUAUAAUACUUUUAUUGAUCUUCCAACAAGUUGACUCUGUGAAGUUGUUUUCCUCUUUUUUUUGUGACCUUGCACCUCUGUAUUACUUGAUAGCACUUCUGUAAAAAGGCAAGGCAGUUGAACCCACUGUCGUCAAUGUUGCGUCUUUUUUCUUAGUGUAACUUAAGACAGAGAAGAUUUGUGACCUUAUAUAAACUUACGUUUUUAUACCCAAGUCCCUGGUUGUCAAAUGUGCCAAACCUAGAUAGAAUCAAUUGCAUUAUGUGUGGUCUGUUGCCAUUUACACAGAUUUAUAGUACGUGUUUUAAUGACGUGUGUGUUACAUUGUCUCCUCCAGCUGCUGUUGGUCAGCAGUGCUUGCACAGUAUUUAUAAGCCUGAUCACAACAGAGUCAUGUGUUAUUGUGUGAGAGUUCCUGGUGGUCGUUUUACAGCAUGCACAUGAGUGAGGGCCUGAUAGACUUAAACAAUACCCUCUCCACAGGAUUACAAUUUCACAGUGUUAGUUUGGCUCAUCAUGAGGGCAUGUGACAUCAUGUGACAUCAGGAUGGCGUUACUAGAAAGCACUGCAUGCACACACACUCUCACACACACACACACACACUGUCUGUCGGAUAAUACUUAGUGACAAAUAAUCAAAUGUUUUGUCUCACAAGUAAACUGAGUCGAUUACACCUCUUGUGCAUUGUUCUUGUUCAUUAUUUAUUGUAAAGCAGUAAAAAAAAA